Molecule: messenger RNA, 1127 nt
Organism: Corylus avellana
Lineage: Eukaryota; Viridiplantae; Streptophyta; Magnoliopsida; Fagales; Betulaceae
Source: RefSeq, a predicted model, not a curated record
AUGUUUCCGGUUUUCAACCACCAAAUAUCAACAAGUCAUCACCUAAAUCAACUAGCUAAUUAAAACCCACCGAAAAUGUUCCUCCAUACUCAGCUACACAAAUCCAAAUCCAAGCAAAACAUAGAUUAGAGAACCCAAAAAGCCAAAUAAUCAAAAAAUAAACAUACCCGUGAAUGUGGGCGUUGCCGAUCCGGUGGCCGUCGCCGGUGUGAAGGGUUGGCGUCGUCGGAAGCGCAAGAGGAUACGCGUGUGUGGGAAAAAACGGAAAAUCUACGGAACUUUUGUUGUUCCGUGGCAUUUACUCGAGAAUCUCAGCCCUCUAGCCACCGCAUGGAAGCCGGCUCCCUCCUUCACGCUCAGCUCCUCUCUCUCGAUCGAGCUUCUCUUCUUCUCCUUCACGCUCAACACCGAACAGGUCCUCUCUCUCUCGGUUAGCAUCUCAGCGUUUGUUGGUGGGAAAUGCAAGAUCCAAGAAUGCCAGAGUCUGAGGAAAAUUUAAAGCCAAAGUUAGGGAAAAAGAAAAUCUCAACCCAAAAGGCUUCUUUGUUUCUUUUGCAAGGGAAUAAUGUGGAAGAGGUUCAUGGGGUACAGGGGCCUUUGUUACUGAAAGCUGGGCAGAAGAGCUCCAAGAGAAACUUGAAGAAAGAAAUUUCUCCAUCAUCCCAGCAACCGGAGAGAUCAAACUCUGAUUCAUUGCCUGAUUCUUCUACGUCUGGAAGUGAGUACCGAGCAUUGAGGCGGAAGUAUUUGCUGCUGGAGGAAGAGAGCUUUGCGUUGGGGGGAGAGGUGAGAGAGAUUGAAGAUGAGGUGAAAACCCUUGAAGAAGAGAAGCUUGCGCUGUUGGACCAGCUUGUUGUGUUGGAAGGCUUGCUUGAUCCUUCAGAGUUGCAUUGACUUCGACUCCAAAUUUCUCUACUGUCAUUGGUGAAGUUUGUCUGUUUGUUAUGAUACAGUUUUUCAAAGAUAAAAAAAGUAGGUCAUCUUUGACCCCUUCUGUAAUUAGUUCUUCCAUGUUCACCUCUCUUACUCUCUCAAUGCUUGAAUGCUUUCAAUGCAUCAGAAUGGGAAAACAUAUAAAUUGAACGUUUCUUUGUAUCUAAAAAAUGAACCUUAUCUUUUGUUUUAUA